Phalacrocorax carbo (great cormorant) is the source of this 5177-nucleotide messenger RNA. The record is from RefSeq and is a predicted model, not a curated record. NCBI's taxonomy places the organism in Eukaryota, Metazoa, Chordata, Aves, Suliformes, Phalacrocoracidae.
GUGCGGGGCGCCCUCUCACCCCGCUCAGCUAUGCCAAGUAUGUGCGCGGCGGAGCCGGGGCCGGGCGUGCGGGGCCAGGCCGCCAUGGGGCAGCGCGGCCCGGGGCUGCUGCCGCCGCCGCCGCCGCGAAGGGGGGCCGCCGGCUCCCGCCGGCCGGGUGGCAGCGCCCGCUGAGGGCGGCGGGGAGGAGGCAGCACCGGCGGGAGGCAUGGCUGACCCGCUCCGCAGGACGCUCUCCAAGCUGCGGGGCAGGAGGUCCCAGCGAGGGGCGGCGGCGGGGGGCGCCGGGUACCGCCACGGCGGGGUCUGCGCCCCGCAGGGUUUAAUAGAAAAUGUUUACAUAGCUUCGAGAAGCAGGAAGGAGCCCAAGUUCCCCCAGGCCAGCGAGGUCCCCGAGCACAGGCCGCAGGUGAACAGCAUUACUGUGUCUAAGAAACGCAGCUGGCUGCAGCAGAGCACACACCGUCCUCCUCCUCCAGAAGAAGAAAACACCUGUAAGGAAACGCACAGGGCUGUUAUUCCGGUACCUAAAUCCCCCAUCCUGCUGCCCGAACCUGCAGUGCCGUGGGUUCCUUCCACGUCACCGGUGGGGUGGGAGCGCCCCACGCGAAGCUGCGCUCCUGUCGGUGCCCUGCCAAGCACCGCGAGCCCUGCUGCGCCGAGGAGUGCUGCUCCGGACCUCAGUGAGGAUAAUGAUGCAGAUGAUGAAGGAGAAAUAUGGUACAACCCGAUCCCUGAAGAUGAUGAGCCUGACUUGCCGAGGGUCCGCCCUUCUGCUGUGAAUAGCCCUGUUCCUGGGGGGUCCCCGGCGGUUUGGUACAAAACCCCUCCUGGGGGUGACUCGGGGAUGACCAUGGGUCCCCACGAGGGUCUGCCACGCUCCAUGGAGAGCGCGGGGGACAGUCGGAUGGCUCAGCCCAGCGAAGCGAGUCAGGCCGAUGCCGUGCAUCCUGGGGAGCAUGUGCAGCAGCACUGGCAGAGGUGUGCCUGCAAGGCUCCCAGCGUGCCAGCAGCAGAGGACAAUCCUGCCUUUAAGUGCACUUCAACAGGAUCUGGAGUUGUACUUGCACACAAGGCUGAUAUACCCUCAACAGAAGUUUCUCCUCCAAGUCCCAGCCCUCUGAAAAAAAGCGGAUCAAUCAAUUGGCCUUUCCCUGAUAGAAUUAAAUCUCCCAGGACUGUGAGGAAGCUUUCCAUGAAAAUGAAAAAGCUGCCAGAGCUGAGCAGGAAACUGAGUGUCAAGGGAACUUCAAGCCAUACUAGUUCAGAUAACCCUCCUUCCCUGCUGAAAGGUAGCUGCCGGGAUACAAGCCAUACAGUGUCUUUGCCAUCUUCUGGAAACUCAACCACAGCUGCCAGCAGGAAUGUGAUAAGCCGCUACCAUCUCGACAGCAGCGUGUCAUCACAACACACCUACAAAAAGAAAAGCUCGAGGAACUCCAGAUCCUUCAACAAAGGUGGUUACCUCAGUGAUGGUGACUCUCCUGAACUUAUAACAAAAUCAGGUAAACAUGGGCAUGAAACCAAGUGUGGGAAAGGAAAGGAGAACCUUCCAAGUAACAGUGGUAAGAGUGAAAUAGACAUCGAUGCUUUCAGACACUAUAACUUUUCUGACCAACCCAAGUGCUCUCAGUACAUCUCUGGACUCAUGAGCAUUCAUUUUUAUGGUGCUGAAGACUUAAAACCACCAAGAAUAGACUCAAAAGAAGUCUUUUGUGCAAUACAGGUUGACUCAGUAAACAAAGCAAGAACAGCCCUGCUUACAUGUAGGACAACAUUUCUAGAUAUGGACCACACGUUCAACAUAGAAAUUGAAAAUGCUCAGCACUUAAAGCUGGUGGUGUUCAGCUGGGAGCCCACCCCGCGGAAAAAUCGGGUGUGCUGUCAUGGAACCGUGGCUCUCCCCACUCUCUUCCGAGUGACAAAGACACAUCAGCUGGCUGUCAAAUUGGAACCGAGGGGACUUAUUUACGUCAAGCUCUCGCUCAUGGAGCAGUGGGAGAACUCUCUUGAUGGUCUCGAGGCAGAUCGGGAGCCUGUGAUAUUCGGGGUAGAUGCUCGAAAAGUUGUAGAGAAAGAAAAUGCAGGCUUGAUGGUGCCGCUUUUGAUGCAGAAAUGUAUUCUGGAGAUUGAAAAAAGAGGCUGUCAGGUGGUAGGCCUGUAUCGGCUAUGUGGCUCAGCAGCGGUUAAGAAAGAGCUUCGAGAAGCAUUUGAGAGGGACAGCAAGGCUGUUACUCUUUGUGAAAGCCAAUACCCAGAUAUUAAUGUCAUAACAGGUGUCCUAAAGGAUUACCUGCGAGAGCUACCCUCUCCCCUGAUAACCAAGCAGCUCUACGAAGCAGUGUUGGAUGCCAUGGUGAAAAAUCCCUUGAAAAUGACAGCAAGUGGUUGUGAAAAUGACCCGAGUGACUCUGAGCACACAGCAGCCCUUCUGGAUUGCCUGCCAGAUGUUGAGAAGGCUACCCUGAAGAUGCUGUUGGAUCACCUGAAACUGGUGGCUUCUUACCACGAAGUAAAUAAGAUGACGUGCCAGAAUUUAGCUGUAUGUUUUGGGCCCGUGUUACUGAGCCAGAGACAGGAGACCACCAACCAUAACAACAGAGUCUUCACAGACUCUGAAGAGCUUGCUAGCGCCCUGGACUUCAAAAAACACAUAGAGGUUCUUCACUACUUACUCCAGCUGUGGCCAGUGCAUCACUCGCUUGCCAAAGAACCCGCACAUCUGAAUGCAUUUCCUGAGCACCCAUCCUCCCUGAAUUACCUGAGGCCCAAGAGGCAGAGACCUCAGAUGCUGAAUCUGAGCGGUACCGAGAUGUCUGGGGUACUCAGACCAAGGCCAGCAGGUCUAGACAGCCCAUCGAGCAACCGCUACGCUGGAGACUGGAGUAGUUGUGGGGAGAACUACUUCUUAAACCCAAAAGACUGCCUGAGUGAAGCAGACUAUGAUGACGUCCCUUCGGAAGGCACAGAGAGCGGGGAUGACGGCAGCAAAGCCGAGGAGUCGGAUGCGCUGGUAGGACACCCGCAGCCCAUCCCCAGAGAGCACGCGUUCGAGAGCUAUUUGACGAUGCAAGCAAUAGACUCUGCGGUGGAUCACAGAGCAAACCUCAAAGACCUGCAGGAAAGUAUUGAUACUCUCAUAGGAAACCUGGAAAGGGAACUCAACAAAAACAAGCUCAAUAUGAGUUAUUAAAUCCCGUCUUGUGUGACGCCUCCUCCUAGUGCCUCCGUGCCCCUCACCGGGCUUCCCACAGCCGUGCGAGGAGUGAUGGUGCCCUUGAAUGCCUUGCGGUAAGGCCACGGCCCACGUGCGUUAACGAAUUUUAAGCCAUUCCGUUACACUUCUGCCUUUUUGUUAGAAGGUAUUGGUCUGAUUCUGGUGUUGGAGACAACCUUAAGAGACCGUGAGGUGAUUCCACAUAGUGGCAUUUCUCCCUAAAAAUAUGAUGCACUUAGGUGGUCUGGGCAAUACCUGGCAGAAGAUAAAGCGACAUCCCUGCUGUCGGCGGCAGCAGAACUCCUCGUUCCUGAAACCCUAGCACCGGUACAGAUGUUCCUCUCGGAAGAGGAUGAACGCUGCUUGGCCUGAGUUUUGCAGCAUGGACUUCAGAUAGACUUGUUUUACUAUAUAUGCAAUGGCUGCUAUGACAAAUGCUUUAUAUAUAUAUAAUAUUUAUAUAUAUAGUUUUAAUUGUACAAAUAUUAAUGUAUUCCUGUAUUAACACUUUUCAAUAAUUAUUUAAACAAGCAAAAUUUAAAUAUUUUUCUAACCUUGUUUGUAAAUACCUAUGUAUAAAUGUGCAUGUGUCUGUAGCCACCUUUGGAAAGGAGAAAUGUCUCAGAGAUCGGAAACGUCCCCGUUUCUAGGAAGAUGUGUUCAGGGGUGCCGGGAGGAAGUUACCCCUUGGGUAACACAGCCUUUGAUUUAUGCACAGAAACACUGCCAGAGAGAAGGCAGGGUCAAUGAUUAAUAUAAAUGACCCUGUGUGUUGCAGGGGCAUCGGUUCGCGGGUGCCGACUGUUAAAUCUCUCGCACACCCACCACCCUUUCUCUGUUUUUCUUUUUUUUCUUCUUUUUCUUUUUUGGGGUUCCCCCCCAUCAUGUCUUUUUCAUGUAUAAAGAAGAUCUGGAAAACAGUUACUUUUCAAAAAAUACUUCUGGUUUGUCCUUGUAGCCUGUUCCUUUAUUCUUGAUGUUUCAAUACUUUUUUUUUUCCUCUCCAGAGUUUCAUCUGUUUUUGUUCAGGUACGUAUGGCUGCUGGGAGUUAGAUGUGCUUGAGCCCUCUCUGAAGGGCUGUGGCGCUGGAGGCGCAAGGCUCUGCGCAAAGGCAGUUACUUUUUUCUCUUGAGUAUUAUUUUUUCCCCUCCAAUUAAUCUCCCAAAACCAGUAACCUGAGUUGUUACGUGAGGUUGAAUGGGUUGAGUGAUGUUACUCCUGGGGAGUUUGGGUGGGGUGGCAGUUCCCUGUCACCUUAUUAGACUCAGCUCUCACCAGCUUCUCAGGUCAUCUUUUGUCUUUAGUAAUUUAUGGUGAGCAAUUAAACAUUUCAUGUUAAGGAAACACAUUCUUGGUUUAAUUAAAAAUAGUUAACAAAACGCAUACAGAUGUUUUGAGAGUCCCUCUAACCCAAAGGGGAUCAGAGUCAUUCCUUGUCCUUCGCAGGUCGCCCCCAGUGAGGAAGGGGGGAUUUGGGCAGGUGGGGGCGAGAGGGUUACGUGUUUUGAGGGGUCAGACACUGUCAGCAGGGUAGAACUUAAUUCCCUUCACCUUUUUGGUACAAUGUUGGCACCUCGCCAUGGCUGUCCAUUCCCCCUGUGGGUAAGUGCUUUCCUGCUAACCCGUACUUCCUUAUAUUGCUUAAUUAAAGAGUUAUUUAUUUAUGGUAGCAAGGAGUUAAGAAUUGCUAUGGCAAACUUCACCCCUCUUUUCUAAGGAAUUAUUUUAGCAUGGUUUCAAAUGGUUUAUUCAAUCUCAUUAAUUUAUUUUUUCUAAGUGUUAAAAGAUGCGAAACAAUUAUUGCAAUAUAAUGAUAAUGUAUGAAAAUGUAAAUUUAACCUGAAGCAUUUAUCAACAAAUCGAUGUAUUUUUUUAAACUUUUAUACCUACAGAAUGUGCAUACUUUUUAAGCUAUAAAUUUAAAUUCUAAAUAAAAUUUGAAUUAAGGACAAAAUUUGA